AUGAUCAGCGAGGAGUGGCAUCAGCGCCUGAAGAAGCUGCGCAAGGCGGCAGGCAUGACAGUGCCGUGCACGUGCACCGCGCUCCUCUUCAGCUUCCUAGCAGCCGGCCUCGGGGGCCUGUCAAGAGGCGCCUUGGACGACGAGCGCCUAGAGGGCACGCGCAACAUCGCGCAGACUGCGCUGUUUGCUGUGCUCACGGCCAAUGCGGUUGUGGCCCCCUAUAUGGGCGAGAGCGUGCUGAGGACAACGCAGAGGCUGUUGGGCAACGUCGUGGGCACGCUCAUAUUCAUCUGGGUGGCCUUGUACCAACAGAGAUGGCUGGUGCUGAUCACCAUUCCCAUUUAUGCCUUCAUUGUCUGCGCGGCGCGCUACUCUAUAUUCGUGGUCGACGGAGAAUAUGGCUCAUAUCAGUCAUUGACCCUGUCGUUCUCAGUGGCUCUGCUAGUAGAGCGCAGCCACGCCUACAUCGUUGCAGCAGCCACCUGGCGCACCACUGGGCUGUGCUUGGGCAUUCUGUCGAUGAGUUUAUUCCUGACAAUGAUACCCAACGCCAGCACCAAGGAGGCACGUCCUUGGGGCCUGCACAUUGGCGACAAGCUGGGCGACGCGCUGCGCGGCCUGGCGAAGCUCACCAACACCCUGGCCCAGUCCAAUGAACAGCUGGCAGCCCUUGCAGAGGAAGAGAAAGCGGCUUUUGACCAAGAGGAGGCUUUUUUCGAAAGCGUUGAUCCAACAGCUGACGCGGAUGAUGACGCGGAGGAGGGGGACGAGGAGGGCAGCGGUGACGGCGAGGGCGACGGCGACGGCGAGGAACAAGACGUUGAGGAUGAGAUGCCGCUGUCUCGGGCUGAGAGGGUGGCCUUGCUAAAGGCGGACGUGGUGAAGCAGGCGGCGGCAGUUGGAAAGCUCAUAAGGCAGGUCAACUCUUUGCUCGUCAACACUGGGUAUGAGAUCUACGUCGGCACGGUGUUUGGCACCAGGCUUUUCCUGCCGCUGCCGCGACGCGGCACCGGCAUCCCGGUCGGCCCCGUGGUGCAGGUAACUGCCCGCAUGGCGGAGCUGCUGCACCUGCUAUCGGGGCUGCAGGGCGACCUUGAGGCGCUCAGCGGCGUAGGCAAGGCCGGCCGCCACCGCGGGGCCGGCGGCGGCAACCGCGAAGCUCUGCUGCAGGCUUAUGGCGGCGCCGACGUCGCCGCGGAGGCGCUGGCGGCUGCUGAGAAGGCCCUUGAGGUGGGGACCCGGCCCAACGAGUAG
Molecule: messenger RNA, 1254 nt
Organism: Monoraphidium neglectum
Lineage: Eukaryota; Viridiplantae; Chlorophyta; Chlorophyceae; Sphaeropleales; Selenastraceae
Exons: 8
Coding region: 1-1254 (417 amino acids)
Source: RefSeq, a predicted model, not a curated record